GUCCAUGUCGAUACUAUUCUGGAGCGCGGGAAAUCACGAAAGUUUGAAGAGGUCCCCGAAACCAAACGGCGUGGCAGAGGGGGAAGUGGCCGUUGAGAGAGUGUCUUGUUUCUUGCGUCCGAGAAAGGGCUCGAUGCCUUUACUCGGUCAGCUGGACUUUUGGACUUCGGCUUCUUGAGGGGUCAGGGAGCGGCUAAGGGACAACGGCCGGUUUUGAUGUCUUCCUACGUUAGACAUCUGGUUGCCUUUCCCAACCAAGCCUCAAGACCUCAGCAGCAGCAGAUUGUUCUCCACGACACGCUUAUCACGCGGCCUAUUUUCCACAUUCCUCCCUGUUGGAUUCGGACCUUCUUUUCUUUUCAUAUUUUCCCUCGCGGCCUUUCGAAUGGAGGCAUAUGGCUGAGCCAAUGCCAGCGAUUUUUGUUCUCGCCCUCACGCUGUUCGUAUUACAUCCGUCCUGAAACUGGAUGCAAGAGAGAAAUCAACAUAUCAGAUAGACAUUUUCUGUGUGGGCGAAAGUCAGGAGGUUCGCGCCUCGGUGGUUUCAGGAGGGAAAGGUCAAUCCCAGGAUGUUUAUUACUUCUUUUCUUCCUCUUAUUUUUUGCCCUCUUUUCCUUUGUACCUUGACUAUGUCCUCGGUUCACUUCUUCGGGCAUCCCUGUUUCUGCGCCCUUUUCCUUUUCCG
This is a messenger RNA of Sodiomyces alkalinus F11, 685 nucleotides long. RefSeq lists its product as hypothetical. NCBI's taxonomy places the organism in Eukaryota, Fungi, Ascomycota, Sordariomycetes, Glomerellales, Plectosphaerellaceae. The record is from RefSeq and is a predicted model, not a curated record. The transcript has a single exon. The coding region runs from base 217 to 627 and encodes 136 amino acids.